Messenger RNA from Strongylocentrotus purpuratus (purple sea urchin), 3021 nucleotides. Its product is annotated as neurogenic locus notch homolog protein 1-like. The transcript is spliced from 28 exons. NCBI's taxonomy places the organism in Eukaryota, Metazoa, Echinodermata, Echinoidea, Camarodonta, Strongylocentrotidae. Gene Ontology annotation, cellular component: plasma membrane; protein-containing complex. The coding region runs from base 46 to 3021 and encodes 991 amino acids. Gene Ontology annotation, molecular function: calcium ion binding. The record is from RefSeq and is a predicted model, not a curated record. Gene Ontology annotation, biological process: establishment or maintenance of epithelial cell apical/basal polarity; heterophilic cell-cell adhesion.
UCACAAGUCUUCAAGGCCGUCAUCGUAUAGACGAGUCCCUUGAUAAUGAUGGCUCGUUUCAUUUGGAUAUACGUCAUCUUGUGGAUGUUGAGAUGUCGGGAUGUUCACAUGUCUACUACGACUGCAUCUACAGAGGUUGACGAAUGUGCUUCAAACCCUUGCGGAGGAAAUGGCGACUGCGUCAGUUUGCUGAGUGUUUACAAAUGUUUUUGCCAUGAGGGGUGGAGUGGUCCAAACUGUCAAAUUGAUGAUGACGAAUGUUCUUCUGAUCCUUGCACCAAUGGAGGCACCUGUAACGAUGAAAUAGACGCUUUCUCUUGUGAUUGUCCUGUUGAAUACGGAGGAGCUCUCUGCGAAGAGGAAAUUAAUCCAUGCGAUUCGAAUCCAUGCAGUGGUAAUGGUCAAUGUGCUAAUGUACACGGUAAAUACUUUUGCGUAUGCUUCGAUGGAUGGACUGGUACCAACUGUGACACAGAUAUUAAGGAGUGCUCUUCGGCUCCGUGUAGGAAUGGAGGGACCUGUGAAGAACUACUAGAUGGCUAUAAUUGCACUUGCCCUAAAGGAUGGCAUGGACAACACUGUGAAGAAGACACUAAUGAGUGUUCUUCGGAUCCUUGUGAGAAUGGAGGGUUUUGUGUGGAUGGAAUAAACAUGUUUACUUGUAACUGUUCUGGAGGCUAUACAGGACAAUACUGUCAGACAGAUAUCGAUGAAUGUGCUUCCCAACCCUGCAUGAACGAGGGAACCUGUAUUGAACCUCAGACUGCACCUGACUAUUAUUACUGCAGCUGUGUAGAUGGUUUUGAGGGUCAAAAGUGUGAAAAGGAAAAAAACAAGUGUUCCCCUGAUCCUUGUAUGAAUGGAGGUUCAUGUGAAAACAAAUUCAACUCAUUUACCUGCCACUGUCCAUUUGGCUACCAGGGGCUGCGAUGUGAAGAAGAGAUCAAUCCAUGUACUUCUCACCCGUGUUUGAAUGAGGGAAUCUGCUCGAAUGAGAUAAUCAGAUUUACAUGCACCUGUCCCGGUGGUUAUACUGGUCUUCGUUGUGAGCAAGAUAUUAACGAGUGUUCCUCGAAUCCGUGCUUGAAUGAAGGAUCAUGUGAUGACGAAAUAGAUCACUAUAAUUGUCGCUGCCCCGAUGGUGUGAUUGGUUUACGCUGUGAGGAAGAGAUCAAAGAGUGCGAUUCUGAACCCUGCUUGAAUGGAGCAACCUGCACGGACGGGAUCAAUGCAUUCUCAUGUAAUUGUUUGGCGGGUUAUAGUGGUCAACGAUGUGGACAAAAUAUUGAUGAUUGCUCCGCUGAAGCAUGUGCAAAUGGGGGAACCUGUGUGGAUCAUUUAAAUGCAUAUACCUGUGAGUGUCCUAAAGGUUUUCGUGGAGCUAUUUGUGAGAACGUUCACAUAUGUAGUCGGAAUGGCGUAUGUAGGAAUGGUGGUACAUGUGUCCCGGAUGGAAUUGAGGGGGAGUGUUUUUGUCCCCUCGAAUAUACCGGAAAUCUCUGCGAAUAUAUUAACGAGUGUUCUUCAGACCCUUGUCUUAAUGGAGGUACUUGUCGUGACGAAGUUAAUGCAUUCACAUGUAAGUGCCCUGCUGGUCUCCUUGGACAACGCUGUCAAGAUGCUGCUUGGUGUUCCAACGAUAUCUGUAACGGGAACGGUAUCUGUGGUGUAGUGGACGGCGAACCGACAUGCAUCUGCUCGUCAAACUGGGUCGGAACAUUCUGUAAUAUUGAUAAUCCAUGUCGGCCGAACCCCUGCCAGAAUGACUGUACGUGUAGUGUCACUGUUACCUAUACAACCCAGUGUAACAGUGACUCUUCCCUCAUCACCGGUCCAUUUUGUGAAAAUGUUCAUGUUUGUCUUUCUGGCGGUGUUUGCUCGAACGGUGGUUCUUGCGUCCCCACUGGACCAGGGUCAUAUGAUUGUAACUGCACUGUUGGGUACACUGGUACAACGUGUGAGAGUAAGUCUGAUUUGUCCAGGUAUCUGGGAGUUCUUAUUCAUUUUUCUUUUUAUUUAUUUAUUUCCAGGCAAGAUGAUAACAUACAAAACAUCACAAGGUUGACAACUUCACUGUGCCCCGAUGACCUGUGUAACGGGAACGGCGACUGCAGUGUGACUGGCGGGAAUUCUGUAUGUCUCUGUUACAUAAACUGGGUUGGAACAUUCUGUAAUAUAGACAACCCUUGUUUGCCAACAAAUCCAUGCCACAAUCUGGGACAAUGCACAUUCAGUGUUGAUGAAUCAGCAGCUACUGCCUCAUGUACGUGUAAUCCAUCCUGGACAGGCGACUUCUGCACUAUUGCCGUGGCGGCGUGCUUACCCGGUUCAUGUAGCGGGAAAGGAGCUUGCAGUGUUGACAACAAUGACAUCAUAUGCGACUGUUAUCUGGGCAGCCUAGGACCAUCUUGUGCUAUCGAUGAUCCAUGUGUACCGACUCCCUGUCUAAAUGGGUGCUCAUGUAGCGUUACAGAUGCCUAUGCAGCACGAUGUACAAGCAGUUCACCACUCAUCACCGGUCCAUUAUGUGAAAAUGUUCAUCCCUGCUUGAGUUACCCAUGUGAGAACGGAGGAACAUGUAGAGCUGAUUCAUCUCAGGGAUACAACUGUUUAUGUCGAGAGGGGUUCACUGGAAAUGAAUGUCAAAAUGUUCAUCCCUGCUUGAGUUCUAACCCAUGUGAAAACGGAGGAACAUGUAACGCUGAUGAUUCAUCCCAGCUAUACACCUGUUCAUGUUCAGGGGGAUUCACUGGAAAUGAAUGUCAAAUCGGUGAGCGAUUGGAUGCCUUAGUUCCGUGUGUUACAACGGAGGUACCUGUCGAUCUGACCAACUUACUGGAUUAUUUGCGUCUUGUCUCUGUACCUCCGGGUACUAUGGCUAUAAAUGUGACAGUGCUUAUCCUUGUACGCUACAGAAUUGCUUCGGAAGAGGAACUUAUGAUCCUUGCUUCCAAACGCAGAACCCUUGUCAAAAUGGAGGCACGUGCUCGUACUCUGGUGGUUGGACGAAUCCACCCGUAG